Xyrichtys novacula (pearly razorfish) is the source of this 9974-nucleotide messenger RNA. Lineage: Eukaryota; Metazoa; Chordata; Actinopteri; Labriformes; Labridae. The record is from the annotation of a GenBank genome assembly.
AUGGCGAGCCGACAGAGGCAACUCUUCUUCUCCCUCUGUGGCUGCUUGGGAUUCUGCGGCGCGCUCACGGCCGUGGUGUCUGCCGCCCUGCCCUUCUGGCUCGGCGGGUCCGUGUUGUGUCGGACCGGGGCCGACCUCGUAAACGCCACCGGACCCGAGCUGGACAAGUUCCUGGGCCGGCUGAGCUACGGGCUGUUCCACGGAGAAAAGGUGAAGCAGUGCGGGCUGGGAGGAAGGCCGUCCCGUUUCUCCUGUAAGUAUGACACCGGCAGGGGAGUUGUUUACUGCAGGUUACGGUGAAGACAGGUGAGUUGUUUACUUUGUUAGAGAUGAACACAGGUGUGUUGUUUCCUGUAGCUAUUACAAGCUUGUACUGAUUUGUUGUUCACUGUAAGUUACAGUUUCACACAGGUGUUUUGUUCACUGUAAGUUACAGGUUAAUACAGGUGUUUCGUUCACUGUAAGUUACAGUUUCAUACAGGUGUUUUGUUCACUGUAAGUUACAGUUUCAUACAGGUGUUUUGUUCACUGUAAGUUACAGUUUCAUACAGGUGUUUUGUUCACUAUAAGUUACAGUUUCAUACAGGUGUUUUGUUCAAUCUAAGUUACAGGUUCAUACAGUUGUUUUGUUCACUGCUAGUUACAGGUGAAGACAUAAGUGCAUAAGUUUUAACUUUGUUACAGAUGUAAAUGGGUGUGUUGUUUACUGUGUUACAGGUUGAUACAGUUGUGUUGUUCACAGUGUUACAAGUGAAGACAGGUUUGUUGUGGACUGUGUUUCAGGUUUAUACAGGUGUGUUGCUUACUGCGUGCUACAGGUUGAGACAGCUGUGUUGGAUAUACUGUGUAACAGGUGAUGACAGGUGUUCUUCAGGUAAAGCCUCAAUGUCUCAUCAGUAAUUGAUAAGCUGUAUCUCUGAGGCUGUGAAUAAUUCAGAGCUGCAGUAAAUGGGCCGACAGGAGUUGCUCAUGAAUUAAAAUGUCAAUGAUUUAACUUUUUUUAAUCUACAUUAUGUGUGUUUGUAUGACAUUACAGACAUCUCAGCAGGUUAGAAUAGUUUUAUGGUGUAUUGUCAAUCGUAUGGUUAAUCUUUUACGGUUUGGUUUAAGUUUUUUUUUGGUUCUGUGACACAUCCUGCACUCUGGGUGAGCAGGAUUAAAGCUCACAAUUUAAACAGAGGGGCUCUGAGUGAUGUAGCUGAGGCCUGUGAAUGAUGUGGAACCAAUCAGAAAGCAGAGAGUUAAUGAGCCGUCCUUCACUAACAAGCUUCUGCCUCAGCAAUCAAAAAGACCUUACAGAGGCCGCAGGAGCAGGAACAAGGCUGCUUUGUCUGUGAACUGAACAGGUCUCUUUCUCCCUCUCCCUCUUUCUCUCUCUCUGUCUCUCACACACGCGCACACAUACACAUGCAUCACCUGCACACUAGCGAUAACCCAAGACAAAGCAAUUAAGCGGAAAGGAAAGAACCCUUGUGGGUAAACAUGUCAUUAAGCUUAAAAAUAUUUGAAAAAUCUGGAUAAGAAGUGGGGCCAGUUUAAGCCUAAACCAGCAGAGUGAGCAUUUAGAAAUAUAAGGAGGGCACAUUGGUGGGGGGCUUUCCCUUAUGUCUGACUCUGUACAUUGUCUGUUUUUUUCCUUUUUUUUUGCAUAAAUUUAAUGUGAACUAGCUUUUAUGUUUUGUCCUUUUUCCUUUUUUAAUUUUUUUUUCUCACUGUCACUCUUUUCUUUCUCUCUAUACUCUCUCUAUGAAUCUUUUUUUCUCUCUCACUCUUUUCUGUGUCUUUCUCUUUCAGUCUUCCCAGAUCUGCUGAGCGCCAUCCCAGUUGGCCUCCACAUCACUGUCAUCUUCUUCUGUGGUGUCGUCAUCCUCUUCUCCUCUGUGGCCACCGGCUUCUUCUUCUUUAAUGCCUUUGGACGGCCAUAUGAGACGCUGCAAGGCCCUAUAGGACUUUACCUGUGGACCUUAAUCUGCUGUGAGAAACUUCUCCUACUCACCUGUCUCUGCUAACACUGUAGUAUGCUAACUGUUAGCAUGUAGCUAACAGUAUGGUUAACAUAUUUUUAGCCUUUAGUGAAGUCUGGGGAAUGCUCAAAGGUCUAAAACACCUGUACAUGUGUGAAGAGGGUUGUCUUGAUUCAGACAAACUGCCCUAUAACACUGAAAUCAGAUCAGAUGUUCCAUGUGUGAGCAACUAUCUAGUGAUAAUAACAAUGUUGCAGUGUCAAAGUGACGUUUAGCAAAUGCCUCUGUACAAAGUGAUGUAUAUAUUGGACCACCACACCACUGUUUAACGGAGAUCUAACAUUAAAUAACAGGGGGGAAAAAUCUUACCUUCUCUUUGGUGGCUAAAACAGUCAGCAUCAGUUAUCCAGCUCCAACAGUUAAAUGAUCCACCGAUAUUAUUCCUGUUUACAUCCCGAUCCUCGCAGUCAGCAUAUUUCAUCCGUUUGCAUUCUGAUAGAAGCGGACAGGAGGAGCAUCUCUGGACUUUGUACUGAGACACAGGUCCAGACAGGCCGUGAAUAACUAACUACUAACUGUGAAGCGGGCCGUGUCCCGAAGACCAGGUGUAAACGACAAAUCCAGAAACAGUGCUAAAUUUUUUUUUUUUUUUCAUGCCAAUGGAUGAGACGCCGACCGCGGUGUUGUAAAUGGGAUUUAAACAGCAUUUAAACGGGAGUAAUAUUGUUGGAAAAUUAACCUGUUGGAGCUGGAUGACUGAUGCUGACUGUUUUGGACAUCAAAGUGAAGGUUAGAAAUUUUUCCCUCCGUUGCUUUAUGUCAGAUCUUCGUUAAACAGUGGUGCGGUGUAAUGAGCUGCUGUGAAAGCUGUAGCUUGGUGAACACGUGUGUCUGUGUUGAUGAGAGGGACUGAUUUGGUCAGACAGGUGUGUAAAUGAGGGAGACUCUGGUGAUGAAAUUUAUUACACUUCUGUUUACAUUUGAUCGCUGCUGCUGCGUGCAUGCGCGUCUGAGUCAGACAGGCUGGUGCAUUUUGGAUCACCUCUCGAGGUUUGACUGUAAAAGCACAGAAGCCUGUGAGAUUUGAAUCUAUAAUAAAUGUCCUUAGAUAAUAAUCUUAAAUUGUGACAUUUUUGCACUCAUUGAGAGGGGCACCACACACCUUUAAUAGCGGGAAAAUAAAGAAAAACAAAAGUUUAAUCCAGAAAUCAAACAUUUAGUUAAUCUUAAAUUAAUCAAUCUCAUAUCUCAAGCUAAAAUUCUCAUUUCAGAGACUCCACUUCCAGAAGAACACUAACAGACAAGAACAGAAAAAUAAAGGAUCUGUUUAUUACAGGAUAAAUAAUGAUACAACAUACAUGCAAUAAAUGAUGAUAAUAUGAUGACGAUAAAUAAUAAUGGAGUUGUAAAUAGUAAAGGAGUCAGAUCUGAUACUCACUGUUUUUAAUGUCAUUGAACACUUCGUUCACAAUAAAUGAUUUGAUACUAAACACAUAUAAAGAAAUGUAGAAUCACAUCAAACAUUCUCAUUAUGUUUUAAGUAUCACAUUGAACAUGCUACAUUACUCUGAAAUGAAACAGACAGUAACACAGAAACUGUGGACAACAAAAGAGUAAACACAUGUAAAUGAACUUCAGCAUGAUUAGUAAUGGAUUAUUAACUCACAUUCAGAUUAUUCAAUGACAUUAUAACCACCUAGUGGUUAAAAAUACUAAAUAAAUGAUUAAAAUAUAAACCAAACAUUUCUUUUUUUCUCUCCAAUAUUUUUAGCAUUUUAGUUUUAUUACAAUAACAGUCUAUAUGAAUACACACACUCAUACACCCAUACACAUUCUACCUACAUAAAUUCAGAAGUAAAUACAAUUACAAAAAAGAAUAAAAAAUAAAUAAAAUAAUUAACAUUGAUCCCACAUUUUCCAAGACGAUGUUUACUGUCCAGCUUAACAUAUGGUUCUCAAAGAGUAGCAAAAUCCUUCGGUUUUCCUUUAUUAAUAUAUGUCAGUCUCUCCAUACCAAGACAUUGUGAAAGUUCCUUAAUCCACAGCGUCAUAGAGGGCGCCUCUAAACUCAUCCAACAUAAUGCAAUGGCUUUCCUGGCAUGCAAAAGACCAAAGUCCAGUAACUUUGUCAACCUUUGUGUUUGUAUUAAGUCCAUUGGGUAAAUUCCAAGUACACAUAAUUUAAAGUGAAGGGCAUAGUCAUCAUAACAUUGUCUGACAAAUACUAAAUGACAUCUUUCCAGAAUUUCUGUAUCUUAGGACAUUCCCAUAAACAGCGAAGAGGCUUCCUUUUUCAUUAUGGCACUGUACAGUUAUGUACAUCCUCAUUAGCUAUUUACUGAAGUUAUUUCAGUCUUGUAUUUAUCCUUCUUAAACAGGCCACAUUCCCGUCAUUUUCAUCUAGGUUUCUCUCCUGGCAUUUAACCUGUCUAUUGCUGACUCCUUAGAAGUAGUUGUUUGUAAAUUAUAAAACAUAUAGAGCAGACCUUUCCCUUCCAGAUGUUUUAGCAAAAUCUUUACAAUUUUCGGUAGCAUUGGCAUAGGCAUAAAAUGCUUGGAUUUGGAUGAAAUAAUUUUUUAACUGCAAAUAUUUAAAGAAAUUUUUUGAGGGAAUUCAGUAUUUUUCACACAAUUGGUCAAAAGUGAGCAGCACUCCGUCCAUGUAAAGAUCUUUAACCCUUUGAAUGCCUUUUGCCUUCCAUGUUCUAAACCCUCCAUCUUUUGUACCAAAUGUAAAUUCUUUAUGACCCCAAAUGGGGGUAAACUGGGAGAGUGGUGGUGGGUCUCCUACAUGCGUGUGCGGUGUGCCACACUGACACUGUAUUUCUCAGAAAGGGAUUUUUUUUUUUGCACUUUUUUUCAGAGUUUUUAGGUCUGAAGAAUACAGAUAACUGUGCAAUGGCAAUUCUGUAGAAGAUUCUUGUUCAAUGCUCAUCCACUCUGGGGGUGAGAAUGUACAAAAGUAAUAUGUAGCUGACAUUAGUUGGGCAGCCAUGUGGUACCACCUAAGUUUGGGAAACUGGAGUCCUCCCCUCUUAUAAGGCAGGUGUUGGAAACCCUGCCUGUCUGCCCCUCCUGAGUGGAGCAGCAGCCACACCUGUGCUGGCUGGAGAGUCAGCACAGGUGUGAUAAUUGCUGCUCUAUUAGAGGGAGCAGAGCACUGAGCUCUGCUUCACUAACAGACUAUGGACAAUGAUGACCUGUUUGCUGCUGAAGUGUGUCAGAAUGUGAGUUUUGUUCAAUUUGAUAACCUUUUUUGCAUCUUUGUUGACUUCAGAUUAAUUUAACCUUCAAUGAAAUAAUGAAAUAUGUUAAACUUAAUGAAGAAUGUUUUAUUUGCCAUGUAUGCUAAUUUUUGUUCUUAUUUCCUGGUUUAUACUCCAGAAACACCACUUUGCAGCAUACCAUACCAACCUGUCAAAUAAACCCUUUAAACUGGAUCCUGCUGUCUCCUGCAAGCUCAUUUCUCACCUCAACUCAUGCUCAGUUUGAUCUCAGCCCUUAAGCUAAUCCAACAAAUGGUCCUUCGAUCCUGAUAUAUAACUGAAAGGAAAUGAGUGAGCAAAACCCAAUCCAAGCCCCUUCAGAAGGCUCUGAGGAGUGUGUGUCUGGUCUUCAUCCUCAAGCUGGAGCUUCCCUCAGAAACAAAGGAGCCAGACCAAAAACCACCAUGUCGGGGCCGUGGGAGAGCCCGGAUGAGACAAGCCCCUACCUAUUUAGAGGAUUAUGUGACAGACUGUAUGCACAAGCCUCCUCAAUUGCACAUGGGAGGAGAGGAACCGGAGAGGAAGAGUACAAGAGAUAGCUUCUCAACCAGCUCAUCUGGCCACAGCCAAGGCUCUUCUCAGUCACUAAAGGAGAGCCUGGACCCAGUGAAGCAGGCUAAACUGGAAGAAAGACUCAAGAGAAUGGAAUUGGAGGAGUUUCAUAAGCAACAAGCAGAGGAGGAACAAGCUGAGACUUAUUACAAGAUGACUAGGCCAGGGAGGCAAGCCGAUCACGAGAGGCUUUAACAAGACUGUCCAGGUCAAGAGCACUUCGGCAACUAGAGAGGGAAUAUGCAGAAGUAAAAAUGAUAUCAUCUCUGCUUCAAGAGGGGACAACUGAUGUUGAGGGUCAAGGAGAGAACAGAGAACCAGACCCUCCACCACAGGCCUUACCACUGCCACUUCAGCCACAAAGCAUCACCUCAGCGCCUCCUGUCCUACAAACCUCAUACCCCACAAUGCAACAAAUUCCCAGCGUGCACCGGUUGCCCUCAUCUUCUCCUCAGCCUACACACUUCCCUCCUCAGCAGCCAUCUCAGUCUACUCAUGGUGUAGCAUACUACCCACCUGAUGCAACUGGACCCCAGUCAGCCUCAUACCCAGCCCAGAGCCAAUCAUUCCUGCAGCUGACCAGCAAUCUAGCCUCUUCCUCCCAGCAGGCCAUAACUCAGUCACCAAACAUUAGCAGCUGAAGCCCAGUAUACUCCUCCACUGGAUCAACACCAUAAUCCACCUCAACAGCCUUGGUCUCAACCCAAUUUUAAUGAGCUUCUGGUUGCAGAUUCCUUUGGCAUACCCAAAUCUUGACUGCCAUACUUCGAGUCUGGGAAAGAGAGCGACUUCCUCCUGCUGAAAAUGGCCUUUAAAAAUCUUUUCAGCAAUCAGGUACAUCUCUCCGAGACAUAUAAAUAUCAGCUCCUCCUCGACCACCUCAAGCACCUGAGUGCAUAUAAGCUAGCCAGAGCUUACAUCUUUGACCAACAUCCAUACUCUUUGGCGAUGAGGGAUUUUGAAGCUAAGUAUAGACAGCCACGCCAGCUGAUUCAGAGCGAGAUCAGCAGCAUCCUCAAUGCCCCUGCAAUAAGGCCUGGGGACCACAAUGCCUUUGAGGAAUUUGCACUUUCAGUUCAUGCUCUCAUUGGCUUGUUGAGAUCACUGGAAGGAGAUAACAGAUCAGAAAUAAGGUAUGGAUCACAUGUGGACAGGCUGCUGAGCAAACUCCCUGCUAACUACCGAGACAGUUUUGUUGAAUACUGCCUGCAAAGGGGAAUUAUUCAGGAUGGAGUGGAGCAUGGCUACACCCUUCAAGACCUUUCAACCCGGCUGCAAAUAAAGGCCCAUGCAAAGCGUAUUGCAAACUGAGCAGCUGUUUUAAAUGCACCUGACAGAGCAGGGAAGGAGAUGGAGAGGAUGAGGAUUUUAGAGCCUCGAAAGAGCAAUCCCAAACAGGUAACCAUGUACCUCACCAAUGCUCAGGAGAAAAAUGUCCCCUCAGUGUCACAGCCCACCUCCAACCAAUCUCUGACUCAAAAGAAGCCCAAGUUCUUUCCAUUCUGCCCUUUCUGCAACAACAAAGAACACUUCCUCAACAGCUGUCCACAAUUUACCCAAUUAACAACCACCCAGAAAACACAGUGGAUAACUGACAACAAGCACUGCUGGAAAUGUUGCAGGACCCAUGCCCCUGAAGCCUGUACUCUCCAGAAACCCUGCACAGUCUGUAAAGAAGUACAUCUUACCAUUCUGCAUGACAUCAUUCCAGCAGUUAAGAGCAUCAACACUCCUGUCAGAUUUGUCAAAGAUGGCGCGCCUCUCCUGACAUACCCAAAAUGGCAGACUUACCACCUGCUCGACUCUGACUCCUUAAACCACCAUUCUGGUCAACUGGGAUUGAUUGCUUUGGAACACUCACUGUAAAAAUUGGCAGGCGGACAGAAAAACGUUGGGGCAUAAUCUUUAAAUGCAUGACAACCCGUUGUGUGCACUUGGAUAUCCUUGAGAAUUUGGACACUGAUGCCUUUCUCCUAGCCUUCUGUCGCUUCAUCUCAAGGAGAGGUCAGCCCCAUGAAGUCAUAACAGAUCGAGGGACUAACUUCAGGGAAGGUCACACAGAGCUGGAAAGAGCUUUCAACUCCAUGACAACAAGUCUACAAGACAAACUUAAGAACCAUCAGGUUGUCUUUCGCUUCAACCCUCCUUCUUCCCCUCACUUUGGUGGCAUCUGGGAGUGAGAGAUAAGGUCUGUGAAGGAUGCUCUGCGAGUUGUUCUUGGAAGCCAAUCAGUCCCUGAAGCAGUCCUGCAAACAGUCCUCAGAGGUGGAAGGCAUCAUGAACUCAAAGCCACUUGGAUACGUUUCAUCUGAUGCUGCAGACCCUGACCCCGUCGCUCCUAACAUGCUGCUGAUGGGGCGGCGUGAUGCCUCUUUCUCCCAGGUGAUAUACUGCAAAGAGGAUCUCAUCGGAAAGAGGCGUUGGCGCCAGAGUCAAAUACUGACAGAUAAUUUCUGGGCCAGUUUUAUCCGACACUACCUCCCAAAUCUGCAUGUACGCCCCAAAUGGCAUUCUGACACCUGCAAUCUGGAAUGUGGAAAAGUGGUAUUGAUUGUGGACCCUCAGCUUCCUCGUGCUCUCUGGCCCAUCGGAAGAGUGGUCCAAACGAACCCUGGACCAGAUGGUCGAGUAAGAACUGCGGAGGUCAAAGUAGAAACUCAGACUUACCUCAGGCCCGUUGCAAGGUUGAUUCCACUGCCAGAGCUCAAGGAGGAUGAUGAUGAUGAUGAUGAUGAAUAGUUACCCUGGCGAUGGGAUCAAAACUUUCAAACAGUUUUGGGGGCGGCAAUGUUGGAAACCCUGCCUCUCUGCCCCUCCUGAGUGGAGCAGCAGCCACACCUGUGCUGGCUGGAGAGUCAGCACAGGUGUGAUGAUUGCUGCUCUAUUAGAGGGAGCAGAGCGCUGAGCUCUGCUUCACUAACAGACUAUGGACAAUGAUGACCUGUUUGCUGCGGAAGUGCGUCAGAAUGUGAUUUUUGUUCAAUUUGAGAACCUUUUUUGCAUCUUUGUUGACUUCGGAUUAAUUUAACCUUAAAUGAAAUAAUGAAAUGUGUGAAACUUUAUGAAGAAUGUUUUAUUUGCCAUGAAUGCUAAUUUUUGUUAUUUCUUGUUUUAUACUCCAGAAACACCACUUUGCAGCAUACCAUACCAACCUGUCAAAUAAACCCUUUAAACUGGAUCCUGCUGUCUCCUGCAAGCUCAUUUCUCACCUCAUCUCAUGCUCAGUUUGAUCUCAGCCCUUAAACUAAUCCAACAGCAUGUAAAACUAUUUGAAAUGGAGUCUUGCUUUCCUGUUAAUUCAAAUGAAUUGGCUGAACAGUUUGUUUGGUUUAUUACAGAAUAAAGUUGGUUAUGGCAGCAGAAUAGUUUGGAAAUAGUCCAAAAAUUUUGGCAAAACUGUCAUUUUUAUAAUAUUAUUCUACCCAUCAUAGAUAUAGGUAAGUUUGACCAAUGAUUCAACUCUUCUCUAACCUGGUCCACAAGGGGAUAAUUUUAUUCAGGAGCUGUGUAGUGUUCUCUGUCAGGUAGGGUCUGAACCUCCUGAUGUUCUGAGAAAGAAUUAGCAGGACUGAGCAACUGAGGCCAUAUGAACCUUAAAGGUUAACUGUUCAUCAAUCAUGACACCCAGAUUCAGUAAGAUUUACUGGGCAAAAGUUUAUUGGAUCCAAGUCAGAAACUGAUCUGUGGUUACAAAUAUGUAUCGGCUGAAAUAACAAGCAACUCAGAUUAGACAGGAUGGACAGAUAGUAUAACCUGUGUUUCAGGUGUGUGCAUCUGUCUGGUGAUGCUAUUACCUGUGUUUAGGUGUGUGCAUCUAUCUGGUGAUCGCAUAACCUGUGUUUCAGGUGUGUGCAUCUCUCUGGUGAUGCUAUUACCUGUGUUUAGGUGUGUGCAUCUGUCUGGUGAUCAUAUAACCUGUGUUUCAGGUGUGUGCAGCUGUCUGGUGAUGGUCCUGUUUGCGGCAGAGGUGAAGCUCCAUCAUCUCUCUGAUCGUAUCUCAAACUUUAACGAGGUGAACUUCGUGUUUCAGGCGCACAGUGAGCAAUAUGACCGCUGCUUCUGGCUCUUCUUCCUCGUCUUCGUCCUUCAUGUUAUCAACCUACUGCUCAUCCAUCUAGCAGGUGUCCGCUUCCCCUUCCAGGACAGCAAGGAGGCAGAGCUAGGAGGGGGUGCCGUUGACCUGAUGUACUGA